CUUUACUUUCUUUAAUUUUUUUUUUUAUUUUUGUAUUUUGUUACCUUUUUCUUUCCUCUGUCUUUCUCGUAUUCAAUAAUUGAUUUAUUUUAUACCUGUCAAAAAUAAAUACCUUUCUGGAUGGUACUAAUACAAUGAAUAGUAUACCAGAAGCCUCUUCGCCACCUUUACCAAGUAAGGAUAACUCAAAACACCAAGUUAAGUUUGUCGAAGCUAGAACUGCCAUUAUUUUGGAUCAAAGUACACCACUGGCAACUCAUAAUGACAAUACACAAUGGUUACUCAAUUAUAUGUUUCGUCCAAUAUCAACACAAAUAUAUCAGGAUUAUUCUAUAUUACACUUAUCUUCCAAUAUCAAACCCAUAUGGGAACAAGUAUCUGUUUUAUCUUCAUCUGACAAGUUGUUAUUAUCUGCACAAUCACCUAAUAACUUACCUAUUAGAAAUGACAUCAAGUCAUCAACCGAUAACAUAAUGGAUUCAAAAUCUAGUGACUCUCAAGAAAUAUAUAUCAUGACUCCUCGAACCAAUAUUCUUUCAGUCGCAAACAAACAUUCGAUGGUACUUAUGGUGGAUCUAAGUUCAAGUUUGGCGACCAUUGAUAUGUUUCGAGGUCAUAUUAUGAUUGAAAAUGCUUUUGAUUUGCUUGCCAAUAUUAUUCUUGGAAUCGUUCGUCCAUUUUCUCUUCCAUUGUCCUCUGGAACCAAUAUUCGCUUUGAACCUAUCAUUUGUGUCACUGUCAUCGCUGAAUGUUCUCAAUUUGGAUCAAACAUCAAUGUCAUUCCCAUCUUGGCUGAAUAUCCUACUAUGCGUGUUCUAUUACAAAAUGUCCAUAUCAACGCAUCCAAUGUAUCUUCAGUACUACAAACUCUUAGCAAUGAAAUCAAAGCCUUUCAAUAUGAUUUGGGCAAGUUCCGCCAACAGAUUACUCAACGUCGAUCGAAACUUGGAUAUCAACUUGAUGUGCGUUAUGAUCAUUCUUCAGUAGUAGAGGAGGAUGAAAAUGAAUAUGAUAUUGGACCUCUAGAUCAGUCCCAUACCGCUUCCAUGACACGACCUUCUUCAACAUUGAUUAGUUCUGAAAUGACUCCUUCGUCGAAAACUUUGGCUCAACCUACUGGCAAUAAAAGGACUCUGAAGAAAACAGGAAAAAAUACAAGACGUACGACUCCCAAAAACAAUGCAUCUAUUAAACGAACACCAAUGGUUGUCACCCAUACAUUCAAUCAAAAUGAUCAGCAACAACAACAACAACAGCAGCAGCAUCAACAACAAGAACAACAAAGACAGCAUCAGCAACAGCAACAGCAAAAACAAAAACAACAUCGACAACAACGCGCAGCGAAAGGAAUCAAUAGCUGGAAAAAGGACGUUUGGGGAGUUGGGAAAACUGGCAGCAAUCUUUCUUACAUUUUACGUGCUGGUGCAUUCGCUUUGACAUUGUUACCUCCAGAUGGUUGGCGAUCUAUUGUAUUAUUGACUGAUGGUGUGGUGAAAUCAAAUGUGGACGAAUCAGUAUUACGACAACUUUCUUGUGAUAAUACAGCAUGUCAUGUGGUCCAUAUUGGUGUAGAAGAUGGCUUUACUCCUGGAUGUAACUUUGGAUUCGUACCAGAUACAGAAAUCUUACAAUUUGUUACAAAUGCUACAGGGGGACAAUUUACUUAUUCUGGUCAAAAUCCACCUAUUCUGCCUACAGACACAACAACUAUUGAUUCAAUGCCAAAUAUAUACCAUUUACGAUUCCUUACCAAAUCGAUUAGUUUGGAAAAAGUACGAACAGACAACAGACUGCUAGUGUCUACAGGAUCAACCUCUGGUAUAUUUCCUUGGACUACAAACACUCUACCUGUACCUGUGGAAGCACGAUUGAUGCGCUAUCAAGAAUAUUAUCUACCAAAAGAAGUAUGGCAUAUUAUUAGUGCUAGGAUACGACAAGGCUUCUCAUUGGCUUCAAUCAUAUUUGACGAUUACAUUCACCGAAAGGGUACUUCAUCCUCCACACAGAAAAAUCAAGAACAGAUUGGAUCUAAUAGAAAUGGCAACGAAAAUGUCAACAACGCAAAACGGGAAAGGGUGAUUAUUAUCUUGGUAUUACAGUGGCAACCUCAUGUGGCGGUGGAAUAUCGUAUACGUGCAUAUUGGCCUUCAAGAUGGACCACUCUAUUCAAUCAAUACACAUCAUAUGAAGAAAAGAAUCGACAAUUGGAUCCUCAUGAUAUUGCAACAGACUUCUCAAAACAUGGUUUUUACAACGGUAUGCGAUCACCAAAAGCAGAAAUUCUUAUUCGCGCCAACAAUACAUUUUCUGAAAUGCUGAAAAAUUGGGACUUAUUUCAACGUCGGAUGCAGAUGAUGGGUGUGGUCAAUGGUGGCUCUGGAUUGGAAUUUGCCGGCUCUACAGCAGGUUUUUCAAAGGUUGGCAAGCUCAAGAAACUGCUGGAUAGAAUAUAUGAAUCGGAUACCAUGCUCAAAACACUUCUUACAUCAACAUCGAAUACAUCAUCAUCAUCUUCUUCUUCUUCUCCUUCUCCUUCUUCAUCAUCACCAUGUUCGUCUUCAUCGUUAUCACCAAUAUUAACAGCAACACCAACAACACCAAAUCCAACACAAAUACGUCAUACCUAUAUUGAUGGAUUUCAAACUUCCUGGACCAAGAUGAAUGAUGCGGAUAUUAGACCCUACACCCGGUGUUGGUACGAUGAACAGGCAUUUGAAUUGAUUUAUACUGAUCCUUUGACUUCUAUGCCAACAAAUGGUCCCCUUCUUGACACUAUCCAUACACAGCUCGCAUCAUGGUCGACGUUUACCCAUCAACAGGAUAAUGUUUAUAUCAAGUUAUUGGACAGCAAUCACUAUAGAUCCAAUCAUUCAAAUGAAAAAGAACAACAACAACAACAACAACAACAACAACAACAACAACAACAACAACAACAACAACAACAACAACAACAACAACAACAACAACAACAACAACAACAACAACAACAACAACGACAACAACAACGACAAAUGCAACAGGACACCAGUCUUCAAUUCUGCGAACUACGGGUUUUCAAGGAAAAAGAAAAGAUAUUGAUGGUACGAAUUCUCUUCUUUAAUGUUAACACUCUCGAACGCAAGCAAGUUAUUGAUGAUUUGAGGAAUUUAUUAGUCUCUUCUACUCCUACUUCUGAUCUCUAUUCGGCGAACAUUCCUUUGGAAGUACAUCAAACAUCAUCUUUACAGCAAAAUUCUCAACCUUCUUGUUGGGUAGUCAAACGCCCAUUGGCCGGUCUUUUGAUGCGUGAUCCUGAGCAUUAUAUGGUGAAUGAGACUCAUAUUCAGCAACAGCAAAUCCAAAUGAACAUGUGGUAUGGUAAUCCUACUUUAUGGAUCACUGGUGAAUAUAUCGUCCGGAAUUAUCUUUAUCACAAUACACUUCACUGGGAUGUACAAGAUCACGGUUCUGGCGCAGCAAACCUGACUCCUCUAUAUUGCUUAGCUUAUGAUUUUAUGUGUCGACUUCGAAUAAAACAAGGAUAUGUUUUGCUCUCAUCACAACGCAACGGAAGUCAUUUUUAUAAAGAAGUGGAUGAUAAUGGUACAUCAUUUUCUAUUCAAUACUAUAUUUGGAAGGAUCCCGCCAAGAAAGGAAUCAUGACAGAACUUUGGAUGGAACCUUCUUCAUUGGAUGGGGAAUUACAUAGACAAAUGGAAACGGAUAUGACAAAAAUUGAUAAGGAUAUCGUAACACGAUUAGUUACAUUUGAUCACAUUGCUGCUUUGGGUCAUACUUGCCAUUUGACGGAUCAAUCAACUAUGGAUCGAUCAACAUCGGAUCUUCGUGAUAGACUUUUAAACACUCAACAUAUUCGACAACACCAUCUUUUCAAUAUUUCUUCUAUUCUUCGAUUGGGUACAUUUUGGUUGGCAAGUUAUCGAUGUCCUGUAUUUAUUGGAAAUCAAGAAAAUUCACAAGACGUUAAUAGUACCAGUAAUAGUGGUGAACUAUCGAGCGGCUAUACUGCAGCUGAACAAGAGAUAUGGAAAACAGACAAAACGUCAUCUUGUACAUGUCCACGUCCUGGUGCUAUCUUUUAUCAAAACCGCAACAUCAUCUCAACACUACCUCCAGAUCGUCACGAUAUGGCAUUCCUGCAUUACUUUAUGGAACGAUCUCUUGCAGUCAUUACUGAUUAUCAAGUAUCUUUGGAAAAUACACCAAAAGACGAUUUUUGGGCAACGCUACUGGGUACGCUCAAGCAACUCGAUGGUGAUAUUGAAAUUGGGAAUUUACGGAUCGCACAAUCUAUACUCGAUCUCCGAUGUUUUGUAAAAUCAAUAAGUCCAACUACCAUGAUGCUUAUGCUUCUUCCAAGUUUUGAAACUGUGAUAAAGGGACUGACCAAAUUAGAUUCAAGCAACCCAUAUCUGUUAUCCAAUGGAACAGAUCAUACUGGAAUACUUUUAUAUGAAUGUCAUCGACAGUCAAACGAAAACGCAGAUACAACUGGGUUUUAUGCCGCCAAUAAUAACAACAAUAACAACAACAACAACAACAAUAGCGACACGUCAACAAUUCAACGACUGGAUAUCAUCAAGACAAAUCGUGAUUCUGAUCUUGUUCCUAAUGGAAUUUGGAAAGGUUGUCUUAGUAGUAAUGAAAAUCAACAUGGUGAUUCUGAAGAAUUGACUCAAUUGAUAUCAAAAGUGACUCAGGUGUAUUCUCGAAGCUUUGUAAAGACUAUUUUCACCUCUCUUUUACAUGGACGUGUGGUAGAACCUACUGAUUUUGAAAAGAUCUUACAUUAUUGUGAUGAAACUACUCUGGAUAUUGACAUUACUGGGUAUUUGAAUGUACAAACUUUAUUGAAAAGACGUGAUAGUCAAAGCAAAAACGAAAUCGAAUUGGCUCAUCGUCGUUUUGUCUCUGUUCUCAGUCAUUAUUUCGAACCAGUAAUCACCACAGAUGGACGAUAUCAAAAUAUUUAUUGUUAUAGACCACCGUUCACCAAAGCAGGACAAAAACUUGGAUUAUCACUACUUGGUCAGAAACCGACAAAUUUGGCUGAUGUUGUUGAAUGUGCUCAAAAUCCUCUAUUUAUACGUUUGGAAUGCAUACUACGGAAACCAAACUCGACAGGUGACGGUUAUAUGGAAAAAACGUUUACAUUUGAUCAAAUACCAUCUUCUUAUCAACAUCAAGUCGACGAGGAUGAUUUUUCAUUUGAACCUGAAUCCAUUGGCACUGAUGAUUCGCCUGUGGCCUCUGCUGAUGGAACAACUGCAACCCUACGCAUGGUGUGCUUGACCCUACCUUCUUUUGAUGGUGAACCCUCUGAAAUCCACGUGCAACAUGCUCAAGAAUGUCCUGCUGCAAGUCUCUCAAUACAUCACCGACCUUAUUCCUUUUUGGAAAAUGAAAAUGAACAUCGCGAAACUCUUUCUUCUUUGAAUACGGAUAAGCAAGAUGCCUUGUUGGAAACAGAAGCUCGUUUGGUAUGGCUAUUUACUGAGGAAAUCAUGCAUGGACUUUUGCGAUCUGGACCUAUAACACCAUCUGUUAUUCGAUAUGUGGAAACGCAACUAAUGAAAAAGAAUCCAUUUGUCGACUUCCCAACAACUGUCUUUAUUCCUUUGGUCUUUGUCAAAAAUCAGCAACAAAGUCGUGCAACGUUCUUCUCUGAAUUGGAAAAGGCAAGAAGCACUCCCUAUAGACUCAUGCGUGUUGGUGACUCUUUUUAUGCCUGCGAUGAUGAUGAUGAUGAUGAUGAUGAUGAUGAUGAUUUGCCUCUUCUGGAUAAACAACAACCUGAAACUCUUGGCUACCAACAACAAUCUGGCGUUUAUGAUAUUGAAGGUCUCAACAUUAGUAUUGAUAUGCCAGCGGAUCAUCUGAAUCAUCGACCCAGAACUUUGCUAAACAACAAACCACAGGGAAGCGAUGACUACUGCCAAGGUCUUGGUAUCAGCAUUAUGGAGCCCGAUGCUAUGAACAAUGAGGAUGAUGAUGAUUACAACAAGAACAACAAAGAUGGCAGCAACAAUGUUGACGAUGAUACAAAGGACGACAUCUGUAUAGACAACAAUAACAAUGACAAACAAGUGAAAUCGACAAAGCAACAACUUUACUGGCUAUUAUUGAUCCCUCAGAAACAGAGUGUACAACUCUACUUUUAUUCCAAACUUCAACAAUCUGUUAACCGAUCUGAAAUUAUACGAAUGACUAAAGCCAUGGUACACGAUGUGAUGGAACGAACAAACAAAAUCGUGUUAUUGCAAUCUAUGCAUGAUUCAAGAAUAUGCAGCAAAUAUUUACUUGCACCAGUGGAUGAAAAUGAAAAACAGCAAUAUUGUUCUUCUGAUGAUUUAUCUGAUGAUGAUAUUGAUAUGACUUGUAUUGAUACCAACAACAAUCUAGUAGAAAUUCUCUCAACAUCUGGUGAAGAAAUGGCUCUCACACCUCCCAAAAAAUUUCAACCUGGACAGUUCGGAUGUGAAAUACUUUUGACGAAACGAUUUCCCUUACAUUGGCGACUACAACCCAAUUCAGCUCUCACCAUUCUCUCUAACGAAGUCCUUCGACCAUUUGCCGUGAAAAAUCGACCCAAUAUGUUUGUUAUCAUGCGUGAUAACGUGGUAGUUUAUUGUUUCUUAUCAGAAGGUACAACAUCUCAUGCUUUGGAUUCUGACUCUCAAAAUGACAGCGAAAGUAUCUAUCUGCGCCCUAGUUCUCCUUUUGGUAUCUCCUUGCAAGCAAUCGAUAGUAAUGGUGACAAAUCCUUCAUUGGUGACAGUAGUGCUCUUGCUUUAUCUCAUCCAAAAUUACAUACAUCAUCCUUUACUUCUUUUGUUGGGAAUUCUUCUCCUCAUGGUAGUCCUCAUAGUGAACGUACAAGUAGCAAGGAAAGUCCUGGUAAAGCUCACGAUAAUUUCAAUGGUAGUAACUUGUCUCCAAGCCUCAAGAAACAUGGCUCUCGAUACAGUGAAUCAAGGGAAUUACUAUUUGAAGUUCAUGGUGUUGAAUUUGGUGGAUGGAUAUCUGAAUUGGUGGAUAUGCUUGAAAGUCGAUUGAUAUCUCAAAUUACUAUGAAAGAAGUUCAACAAUUUUUGACUAGAAAUCCUACUUCAAAACUAUCCCGUGCUGAUUUGGAAUUCAUUUUACCGGUUGGAAAAAAUCCAUCUUUACGUCGAACUUUUCGUAUUACACCUGUUAUCUCGAAUCCUUCUCAUUUCUUGGCCUUAUUACGACAAAAUAUAUUGGUGGGUCCUUUACGUGCUCUUGAUGGAACUGAUAUUUCAUCUCUUGUUCGAAGACAUCGGAUGAUUCGCUACGGUUCUUAUUCUUCUGGUCUAGCUUACUCUCAAACGAAUGCCAGUCCUAGUGUGAACGAUAAAUCACUACAAGAUUUAUGCUUUUACUACAGUUGCACAAGUCGUACUCCAGGUCUAUGUAGUCCAUUUGAACUUAGUGUUGGUCAAGGUGUUGCUGGUAUUUGUCUCAGUUUACUUGACAGUAAUGGUGUUUUUGUAUCACAACUACCAAAGGCAAAGGGAACACCAACUAUCGACGAUCUUCAAUUGGAAUCGUACUUGAAUGAUGAUUAUAUUAUGUAUGGUGAUGUGAAGGAUACUCAGGACGAAUUUUUACUUGGUAUUGAUAUUUGGACCAUUGGACAAAUUGAAGGUGAAUUCUUGUUGGAUUAUCUUUAUGGCUGUUUUAAACAUACGAUCUGUGAUUACAUUGUUGAACAAGUUAUCCAUACAGCUCUUACGGAACCUAUUGUGAUGGAAAAUCAAGAAACUGAUACAGUGAUUCUAGAUGAUAUGACUUAUUCUAUCAAGGCUAUCUCCACACCAUUUCUACAAGUACUUGACAAGGCGGUUGAAUGGUCAAGUCCUACUGUGAAACAAAUAUCUUGGUCAACAAAUCUGGCUCCAUGGUGUAUGGAUAAUGUAUUACUUCGAUUGGAUGCUGAAUUCAGUAUCAUCAACCCAAUACUCAAACCGAUCAUCACCCGUGCAGCUCUAUCUCAAAAAUUGGACAAGGAUGCGGAAUUGCUUGGUGAACAUUCAUUGUACGAUCCUACCUUGCACUUAGGCUUGGAAGGCUCAAAUGGUGAUUUUCAAAACUCACAAUACAUGCUCAUCAGCGGUUUACCUGACCUCGGUCUAUCAAGUGGAUUUAGUUCUCGUAGGCAUAGUUCUGAAAGUUACUGGUCUCAAACCAAAAAAUGGUCUUUAGCAAGGGAUGAAGAAUAUGGCAAGCAACGGGAUAUGCGAAAGGAUGAUCAUCAUCUUCGUCAAGACUCUGUAGCCUCCUCCAUGUCAAAAUCUGGUGUGGUCCUCAAACAAAAAUUGAAUUACAAGGAAGCUGAUCAUCAUCAUUGCUUUAUAUUAUUGAUUAUUGAUUGUAUGGAGACAACCAUGUAUAUUUACAACUGCACUGAAGCAUUUACGGAACAAGUCUCUCAACUGGUACUUCGAACACUAUCGCAACAAGAAUCAAGACAUUUGGCAUUGAAUAAUAUCCUGCAUCAGAAAAUGGGUCUUUUCCAUCAUACUCAUACUAUGUCUGAAAUAUUAUCAACAAGCUCUUUAGUAUCGAAUGGAUUGUCACCGCAUCAUUACGGCGAAGAAAAUAUUUUAUCGCAUCCUAGUCUAUCACAGGUUAUUUUACAACAGCAACAGCAACAAGAAGAUGGUCAACAAAUAUCUUCUCCAAAUGCUUCUAGUAUUGCUCGCUUAGCACAACCAGAAUCAAGGACAAGAUCGUCUUCAAGUCGGAUGGACAUGUUAUCAUCAGUCAACAAAAUACAAGUUAACUUCAAUAGCCUCAAACAAUUGGUGGCCAAUACAUACUUCUCAAGGACACGUCCACCACUUUUGGAUAGAGGAUCCUCCUUUCAUAGUGAAACUGAAGUCACUGGUAGUUCUAGUGUAUUCGAUGUAGAAGAAUAUGGACGACUCUGUAGAUCACCAAGGCAAGACAAUAAUAGUGGCAACAUGGAUCACUCUGGAGAACUUACAAAUGAAGUGGUAUAUACAGCUGUUAGGAUGGCGGAUGCAAAUUCUGUGUUACGAGACGCCUUUGCUGAAUCAACAACUGAAUACGAACAUGCAAAUCAUAGGGAUUAUUUGAUGCGACAUGGUGAACCAUUCCUCAACAUGUAUCUCAGGCGUUCCCAACUUCAAGCAGCUCACGAAAAGGCGUUCAAGGUAUACUCCAAAUGGGCCAAUCGAUAUUCUGGAAGAGGACCACUUGACAUACAACAAUCUGUGGAAGAAAGUGAAAUGAUGACAGUCUCUGAACUCAAGGUGAUUCUCAAGGCCUCUCGUAUUCUUCAUUUCUGUCGAACACCAUUGUUUUUAUCUGAUAUUGACUCAACCGAAACCUUCAACUUUGGAUUGAACCACUUGCAGAGAUCGGCAAAACUGUUUGACGACAUGGAUUCAUCAACAAUGGAUACUCUUCAACACGAUCUGAUGACAAUCAACUGGUAUCAGCAUCUUGCACACACAUUUAUGAAGGAAUAUGCUUCUUACUUGGAGAGUAUUGGUAUGCAUCUCAUUGUCUAUGGCCCAUCAUCCGAUCAACAAGAAGAAAUUCAAUGCUAUUUAUCCAAAUUCAAAAUCAAUAGUGAAGAAUCUGUUCCCUCUCCUGUAACGUAUCAUCUUCAAGUCUAUAAUGGCGGUACAGUACUUUGUGAAGCAAGAUUGACUGAUGUGUUUGUCUCCGUAACUCUCUACACUCUCCACCGUCGGUAUGGCCGUUUGACCUAUUCACCUUAUACUCACGAAAAACAUGAAAUGCGACGCGCUGGAUUCCAUGAUUUUACAGAAGAAUGUGAUAGUCUCAAACAGAAAAUCCAUGUCAAUUCGUUUGUAUCAGACUUUCGGUUACGCUUCAUUCAAAAAAGCUUGGAUAAUAUUGAUGACUUGCCUGCCAAUCUCAAUCUUUUGAAUGUGAUCAACAAUAUGGUGUCUUUGCAUGGAAAACGACCUGGUGGUUACUCUCGAAAUCGCAUUCUAUAUGGCUCUUAUGAACUGUUGAUGGAAGAAAAACUGGAUGCAAUAGUACCAACUCUAUUACGAAAUGCGGAUAACUUUGGAUUCUCCUCUUUAUUUUGUGACAAGAAACCGGUGGGCUGCUUUGUAUCUUCGGAUGAUCUCUCUUUUGAACGAGGACAUGAUGAUGAUCGUUUACCUUUCCGUUAUUCUUUAAUCAUCACACCAUUGUCAACCAAUUCUGAAAACGCUAAACAUUGGCCGGGUAGUCAUAGCAUAUAUAGUCAUAUGGGAUCUAUGGAUACACCUCAUACAUCUUCAGCCCGUGAUGAUAAUUAUGAUCAUGAGUACGAUGGUGAUAAAACAAUGGAAGGACGUACUUUGGAAACUGGUGAAAUCCCUCCGUCAAAUUCGUUGGAUAGGAUUAUAUUACAAUAUUAUGUCAUUGUGACCUAUCAAGGUAUGGAUCGGGCACCUUAUAGCAAGAAAUCAAGUAAGAAUUCAUGGCGCAAAGUGGUCAAGAACAAACCUGAAAGAUAUGAGAAUAUUCUAGAUGAAAUGUUGGGACCAGAUAUGCAUUCUCUCCAUGAUGUUUUACAACAAGCUAAAAAAAGAAUUGAUACACUGGUGAAGCAGGCUACCAUAGCAUGUCAUCGUGAUGCUGAUUGGAAUCGACUUUAUCAAGCUAUCAACAGAAAAACGACAUUGGAUAUAUCUUUUGAAUAUGCUCAAGAACUAGUGAUUGUUGCGAAGCAAUUUGAAACUAUCCGUAUUGACAAGGACACACAUUCUGAAUUCAGUCGAUUUUUAUCUUUGAAUUUGCGAUGGCAAGCUGUGUUGGAGAUCAUCAAGCAAAUAAAUCCUCUUACCUCUGGCGAACUUGUACAACCAAACAAAUCGAACAGAUGUAUCGUUCUAUUUAUUCCCAAUGCGGUGAUGGAAUACUUUAUACUGAUAGAAUACCAUGGUGAACCAACGAAGGACGAUACUGACACAAUCAAGGUAUAUGCUUGUAGCAAACAUGAACGCAAAUGUGUCGAUCAAUUGGAUCCUGUUGAAAUGACAUUCAUGGGCAAUUUGGCAACUACCUUGGCUUACCAUCUUUGGAAAUGCUCAAAAUAAAGAUGUACUCAUCUUGUAGUUUAUUGGACUUGUAAUUUACUGGACUUGUAGUUUAGUUUUUUUUUUUUGUUAUUAUUAUCAUUAUUAUUAUUACUUUUGUUAUUAUUGAUUUAUUUUAUAUUUUUUUUU
Halteromyces radiatus is the source of this 11240-nucleotide messenger RNA. RefSeq lists its product as uncharacterized. Gene Ontology annotation, cellular component: peroxisome. NCBI's taxonomy places the organism in Eukaryota, Fungi, Mucoromycota, Mucoromycetes, Mucorales, Cunninghamellaceae. The coding region runs from base 135 to 11111 and encodes 3658 amino acids. The record is from RefSeq and is a predicted model, not a curated record. The transcript has 14 exons.